This is a messenger RNA of Fusarium subglutinans, 1536 nucleotides long. RefSeq lists its product as uncharacterized. NCBI's taxonomy places the organism in Eukaryota, Fungi, Ascomycota, Sordariomycetes, Hypocreales, Nectriaceae. Bases 1 to 1536 code for a protein of 511 amino acids. The transcript is spliced from 6 exons. The record is from RefSeq and is a predicted model, not a curated record.
AUGAAGGGCCGUCCCGACGUUGGUUUUUUCGAGGCCAUCAAAUCAACGCAGCAGUUCAGUGUCAAAGCCGGCAGUAUCGGCAGCCAAAUCGGAGGGAAAACAUCACGCAUUGUAAAGCACCUGGCCGCCAGGUUCUCCAAUCCAGAGGGCCUGGUGCAAGAUGCCAUCGCCUCUGGGAAUGAGGCUGCUCUCCCUGUUGGAUCUCGACGAGCUGACUUGUCGGGGCUCGAGAAGGAGUGGAACAGAGUUGAAGCUCAAGAGGAAGAGAUACGACAUCUUAGAGAGGCAAGGUGUAACCUGAACAGGAGAAUUACUGAAUGGCGGGACAAGUAUUGGGAAGCCGCACAAGAAUUGCGCGAUGCGAAGGCUGUUGGUCUGUUUUCGCGUGAAGUAUUAGAGAGUCAUGGGAGUCCAAGUCCCGAGCACAUGGACGCCUGCCCCUGGUGCUUCUUGAAGCGUCGCCGCUACCCAGUCCCUCCCUGGGAAAUGGACCGCCUCCCUCCGCCAACAAAAGAACAGCUCGAUCGACUUCUUCAUCGCACCUCAGAUGGGCUGGGCUGUUACAGAUGGGUCUUCCUCUUGAUAUUUGUAUUCCUCCUUGGAUGGCUUCUUUGGACUAUUAGCCCCGUUUGCCUCGAUUGGUACGAUGCAACCAAAGACAUCAUUCCUUUUGUCGACCUCAUGGAUGAAAUAGCCGAGAACGCUGGCCUCGCACUUUCCGUUCUUCAGUUGCCUCUCUAUACAUUCAUUCCUCUUCAAAUCUCUGGCGGCUUAGAUCCGUUUAACGGCCUGCAACCAUCGCAAUUUGCCAUUAAUGAGGCGCGCGGACCUAUUGAAAUUGCCCUCGCCAUUUGUCAAGAGUUGUCCGAGACGGCGGGAACAGCUGACGAAGAGAUAAAGAACAUGACCAAAGCAUGGGACGAUGCACACGUUGAAAAUUGGCUUUACUUCGUUAUGCUCCCUGACCAUGCCGUUGCCAGAGGGCAAGAAACCAAGCCACAGGAGGCACUACGCCUUACCAAUACAUACAUCACGCUGAUCACAGAAAAGUUUAUGACUCUCAGUGAUAGACAUCCAGACAACUUCACGAUGGCCGCCCUUUCUGAAGAUAGUCUCGACAUUUUGGACACGGUGAUACCUAUACGUGUGGACCAACUUCACGAGAUGAUAAACAAUUUCAGACACCGUAAACAUGCUUUAAUGGGGGCAAUGAGCCAGAUUAUCGGGCCUCUCAAAGCUUGCCAAGAGUAUUUCAACCGAAUCAACCACACUAAGAAUGCAUUCGAGACAAAGGAACACAUCUUUCACGCCAACCACAUAGCCGAUCUGUACAAGCUCAGCCGACCUCAAAAGAAAGUAUUUCUUGAGACUUGGAGGGGAUCUCUCGGAGGUCGCCGUUGGGCUUUCUCGGGUGCAAAACAAGCUUCACCGCAUCAUACGUACGAGGGACAGGGCAUUGAAAUGGUAUCGUCGCGAGCGCAAACGGAGGAAUAUGGAGCCGGAUUUCCCGAUCAAACUGGAGAAGGAAGAAUUUAG